Leishmania mexicana MHOM/GT/2001/U1103 is the source of this 2034-nucleotide messenger RNA. RefSeq lists its product as hypothetical. Bases 1 to 2034 code for a protein of 677 amino acids. Lineage: Eukaryota; Euglenozoa; Kinetoplastea; Trypanosomatida; Trypanosomatidae. The transcript has a single exon. The record is from RefSeq and is a predicted model, not a curated record.
AUGAACCCGUCUGGGCGCCACACUAACCGUGUGCCGACGCUGUUUCAGCGCCCCUUCGGUGUAUUCAACUCUCCGAUGGGCGUCUCACCGGCGCAAAGCGCGCAUUCGGUUUCGCCAGAUCCCGCUGCCAUGUCGCAGGACUCUCCGGCACGCAUCGACAGCUUUACCACCACCUUAUUUGGCUCCAGUGACACAAGCGUCAUUACGGUGCCCCCUGCAGCACCGCAGCAGCUGAGUCCGCUUCAGCUCCGUGGCAACAGUGAUAUGCGCUCCAUCUGGUCGCCGCAGCAGGUGUCACGAGUGCUUCAGGGUCUCCCGCUUGCGCACGUAGACUCGAUAGCCGAAACGGAGCUACUGUCGAGGGGUUCCUGCUCAAAGAACGAGGAGGAGGCACGUGUGGAGGAGCUGCUAGCUGGUCCUGCGUCACUCUCAGCGGACCUAGCUGAGCUUGCUGCCCCACCUGCACCGCGUGAGAUGAAGGAGUCGGCCACAGAGGAGGAGCCGCAUGGGCUGAACUCGAACCCAGUCAACAUCGACUCCACCAGUGGCGGCCGCCGCACAUCCUUUGCCCAACGUAGCUUUUUUGCCGAAGCGGCAGUGGGGACAACGUCACCCACCGCUGCCGCAAGGGUGGAGAAGCUGUGCCGUGGCAAGGGGCCGCUCUCUGCUUGCCCUAAUACGCCACUGAGCUUGCAGGAUGCUGCACUGCGCCCGAUGGCACUGGAGAGGAGUGCGGCGGCGAGCGGCUUCCACAGUGUAGUGACGCUGGACGUGACGAAGAUGCCCCUGUCACUCAGCCCGAAAAGAGGCGAACCAUCAACAUGUACGCCUACAGUGCGACGCACAUCGACGGGCGCCUCGCGCCAGUCGACUGCCGAUACUGCGCACGUCAAGCUCCUUCCGGAGCCUCGAUCACCCCAGCACACGCAGCUACCCCCUCGAUUCUGCGUUUCGUCGUGCAGCUGGGAUGCCGCGACCACAUCCACACAGUCCUCGCGUGCCGCGUUCGGCGCCAAGCGGCUACCGCCGCUGGCGACCUUUAACGGAGUCCACCCCUCCGUCAGGACCUCCACUGCGGACAUUUCGCUGCAAGACUCCCGGCAGGUGGGCACUGCUCCUCAAGCACGCUACCGCGAGUCCGCCGAUAACGGCGCAUCGUCACCGGUGGCGGUGCACGCCGACGAGGAGUCCUCUCGCUUAAUGUCUCCAAACAUCAGCAAUCCCAGAGCCGGUGCGACAAACAUGGGAGAGUCCUCUGCAGUGCAGUCGCUGCCGCACGCAAGCAGGUUCGACUCCAGCGGCUUCUUUCCCUCCAUCGCAUUGUCCAGCGCGUCGGUAGCGCUGCUGAGCUCACAGGAAGAGGUUCGGCCGUCUCCGUCUUUGCAUACUCCCCCAACUGACCGCUAUUCGCGGCGCAACACGUCGCCACGUUCGCCCAGGCCUUCGUUCAUCACCCAUACCAGCUCCACCGCUUUAUCGACCUCUGCAUCACCUCAUUAUCCAACUUCGCUAACCCCGCUGCAGCUUCCCACUUCUACGCCUGCCGCACAGCACUUCCCAGCCGCAGCGACUCGGGCACUGCGGAUCAGGCAACACGGUGUGCGAUCCCCCCUGGAGGCCAUCUGGCUGCGCAGCGAGGGCCUCUUGGCUCCCUCGGAGUCCAUGCUGUCUUCCGGGGGGUGCAACAAGGUUGACAGUCCGAUCUUGAACGCCGCUUCUCCCCCGCCUGCCGUCGCAGCACAUAAUGCAGAUGCCCUUCUCGGAUCUUCUUCGCGGUGGCAGUCGCAGCUCAAUGUGCAUGAGCUGUCGUCCUCUAUGCUGUCGCACGAGAUAUCGACUGUGAGCAGUGGCAGCGGUGUGGCGCCGGGUAAUGUUAUGUCGCCGGCGGGGCCGCAACCAGUGAGGGAGCGGGAGCGGCGGUCUAUGAUGCAGCGAAUCUUCCGGGAGCCGAAGAAGGGAGGGCAGAGGGUCUGGGUGAGCAUCACGGCGCCGGACUCACGCUCCCCGUCCGAUGACGCCAGCGAGAAAUCGUAA